AAACAGACAAAGGUGAGUGGGACCAGAGGUUUUAAGAGCACCGCGUGGCGUUACACUGCUGACAGAAAACCAACCACACGGUUGUUGUCAUUGCUGUCUUGAGACUGAACCAAAGAGAUGGCCCAACUAGUUGAACUAGGAAAGAUGGGAAGAAAGAUUAAGCCACGCCAAACCCCACUCUCCUCCAUUUUCCUAGCUUUUUACACAGAAUUUCAUUGCACUGUUUUCUCAUUUCGCCCCCACAAAUACGUAGCCAUCACGGGUGUUAAACUUUAAUUUCCUCUCCCAAACUCACCAAUCACUGCUGCACAAGCCGCCUCGUAACCACGUUUCGCACACACUCGCCUAGAGAGAAAAAAGAAAGAGCUAAAUUGAAGUUGGCUUUAAGAGAGAGAGUGAGUGAGGGAUUAAGGCGCUUUAAAGAGACUAAGCGAAAGACUAAAAGUGAGUGAGCUUUAAAGACUAGAAGAUUUAGAUAGAGUCGAAAGAGAGAGAGAGAGAGAGGGAGAGGCUUAAUUGAAGAGUUAAGUUAGGGUUUCGAAUUUCGCAUCCACUGCCGUAAACGUGUAAGCAUGUAAGAUCAUUAGUUGCAAUCGUACCGACAAAAAAAAACAUCGUAACCUCGCCGGAACAAGGGGGAAAAAAGGGUUUAUCUUGCAAUUUUUCAACUUUGACAAAAUGUUGGAAUAUGAAUGGGGAAAUCCGUCAGCAAUGAUUCUAUCUGGUGAAGAGCCCCAUCAAGAACCAGACCCGAAUCGUCAGGUGUUCGAUCACUAUGCCACCACCACCACUACCCAGCAAUCUUUCAUCGAAACUCUCCUUUCCCAUCCAAACAACACUGCCUUUUCCCACCAAAACCAUUUCCCUAGCCCUAACCAAGCUCAAGCUCAAGCUCAACCCCAAUCUCACGCCCAUCUUCACUCCCUAUACGACCAACGCGCCUACUCUGGAGGGUCGCCUUACUCCACACCCCACCCUUCGUUGCUCUCCCUGGACCAUACUUCCGGCGCUGGAGGCAGCGGAGGCGGUUACUUUCUGGUUCCAAAGACGGAGGAAGUUUCUAGACCUGUUGACUUUACAGCGAGGAUUGGUCUCAACUUAGGUGGCCGUACGUAUUUUUCUUCUGCCGAGGAUGACUUUGUAAACCGGCUUUAUCGCAGGUCUAGACCGGGAGAUCCCAGUUUGACCAACUGCCCGAGGUGCCAAGUCGAGGGUUGCAAUGCCGAUCUUACCCACGCUAAGCACUACCAUCGCCGCCAUAAAGUCUGCGAGUUCCAUUCCAAGGCCUCCAACGUCAUCGCCGCCGGGUUGACUCAACGAUUCUGCCAGCAGUGCAGCAGAUUCCAUGUUCUCUCAGAAUUCGACAAUGGAAAGCGUAGCUGUCGAAAGAGAUUGGCCGAUCACAAUCGUCGCAGGCGAAAAUCUCAACAACAAUCCAAUAACGAAGAAAAUCAGAAGCCGCUCCUUCUUGAAAAUGGCCGCUAUGCCUCCUCUGACAAACCCACAAGGUCACCGCCGGAUUCUGUGGUUCAGUCUUCUUCAUCAGUAACCGUGGCAGUUUCGCCACCGCGAAUGUCAUUGGAUUGUUUCAGGCAAAGAGCUAAUUACAAUGCAACGGCAUCUUCAUCAUCAUCAAGCACACUUUUUUUCUCGAGUGGGUAUAAUGAGUAAUAAGUAAUGCCAUUGAACUGUAUGGAGAUUUAAGAGAAGCCUAAGAAUUAGCUUUUGCAAUAACAAGUUGAAUGUCUCUAGUAUGAUUUUCUCUUCACUUUUAUCUCUGAAAUUUCAAGUUGUAAUAUCAUUUGGUGUUAGCUUAUCCUAAACAUCAAGAAAUUUGGGCUAAUAUAGAGCAUCUAAUAUAUAUAAUUGCAAAUAUAUAUGUAUAAGUUCCCAAUUAUUAUUCUAAUUCGUAGUGUUUGUAUCUCUGCAUAUAUAGAAUAUAAUUUUGGAAGGGACAUGAUCAAUUGUCCCAGUGCGAGAGUGAAAAUUUUGUUUAGAAAGUACUCUUUUUCAUACGGUGUAAUUUAGUCAGGAACGGGGCUGUGCACUUUGCAGGUUUUUUUUUGCAUUUUGGGAAUCGAAUUGUUAUCCUUUUUGUCUGGUAUUGGAAUUUUCCCGGAAAAUGCUGCGUAACACUGUAUAUGUAAAGAAAAAUAACCAAAUGGCAUGGUACGAAAUUUCUGGGAAAGUUGAAAGGGGAGGGAGGGCUACUGGGCUAGGGACUAAGGAAGAGGAUAGGCAAUCAAGUUGUCUCCUCUACGGAAGCUGGCCGUACCGAAGAAAGCUAUCAUGAAGAAAAUCAAUCUGAUGUUUCCAAAUUCUCUCUCAUAACAUCAUCGUCGUCGUCAUCAUCAUUCAUUUCUGUGUGGCUAUGUUUUUGUUAGGAUUUCAGAGAGUGGUAAAAGAUGCUAAAAAGGGGCCCAUUAGACUGGGGCCUACGCGAGACAAAAUAUCGCCUUACUUUGUUAAUUUGACAUUUGAUUUGAUCGAUCUCAACCAGUUUAUACGUUGCCGAAGGAACCCAUUUGAUCUGUUCCCUGCCUUCGUCUCACUGAAAAAUUAUUCUGCCAUAUACUGAUAUGUUCACUUCUUUCAACAUAGAAAAUUUUGGAACAUUCAUAUCAG
Molecule: messenger RNA, 2625 nt
Organism: Durio zibethinus
Lineage: Eukaryota; Viridiplantae; Streptophyta; Magnoliopsida; Malvales; Malvaceae
Product: squamosa promoter-binding-like protein 8
Cellular component (GO): nucleus
Molecular function (GO): DNA binding
Source: RefSeq, a predicted model, not a curated record